Marasmius oreades (fairy-ring Marasmius) is the source of this 1626-nucleotide messenger RNA. RefSeq lists its product as uncharacterized. Lineage: Eukaryota; Fungi; Basidiomycota; Agaricomycetes; Agaricales; Marasmiaceae. The transcript is spliced from 4 exons. The coding region runs from base 57 to 1505 and encodes 482 amino acids. The record is from RefSeq and is a predicted model, not a curated record.
CUGACUGAUCACUGAGAACCUUCCUAGACUUUUGUUCGCUAGUAAUCCGUCCUAACAUGCCAACGAACUCGUCACUCGACGCCUCACCGUACACCGAGAGAUCUACACAUUCUUCCGUUCUAUGGGCACAUCUGUUACGCAAAGAGAACUUCUCACCGACUCCCGCCUCUACAGUUCCUCUACCUCCACUAGGUCCAAUGGAUAAGACUGCAACAUCUACCCGGAUACUUCUGCAUGAUACACAGGCGAAUCUCCAACAGUUUGCCGAAAGCGUCGACAAAAUGACCCAUGGCCUCAACGCGACCAAGCAAGAAAUAUACUCGGUCAGGACUUUAUUCAAGGAAGAACAUGAAACACUUGUGGGAGAGAUGGUUAAUCUCGUGAAUCGUUGCCAAACUGAAAUCAAGAAACCUCUCGGUCAUCCUGCGCAAGCCGACAAACUCGAAGAAUUCCAGAGGAUUCUCGAAUUACGUCUAGAUAAUUUGGAUAAACGAUUGGACAUACUGCAAAUGCUACAGGCAACCCACUCUCAGACCCUUCAGACCCAAGAUCAACUCCUCCUGUCACUGAAGGACCAGCAAACCGUGAUAAUAGCUUCCGUUUCGCCUCUCCUACCACUUCUUCAAGCUCUUCCACUUCAAAUUGAAUCUAUCCGCAAUGCGGUGAAUGAACUGACGAGCAAGGCUCUGGAUUCCACAAGAACCUAUGUUAACUCCGGCAACCCCGGUUCAAGAAGUAUACCAAUGACUCCCAUACACAAACGGGCGACACUAGUAACAUCCGAACAGGGGUCGUCCGGCAGAAAACGCCGUCGCAUGGAUGAAAAUAUUCACGAACUUUUACCGUCAGGCAAGACUCCCACCGUUACCAAGGCUGCUGUAUUCUCAACUUCGGUUCGUGGUGCUUCUAUAAGUCGCCGCGAAACUAUUACAUCUCGACAGUCGCUUGCUACUAUUGUGCAAUCACCUAAACCUCAGACUCCAUCUACUAUCUCGAACACUCCGGCCCUGAUCAAGGCGACUAUCAGAACCAGUCCUCCUGCCAUCUCAAAUUCAGAGCCAUCUGACUCGCUUUUCCGCAUACCCGCUAUCCCUGCUACUACUCCUCAACCUCUCUUCAAAGGCGCCGUGAGGUCGCCGUCUUCAGCACAAACAGAGCCGAAGUCUGUCCGGGCAGUUGCUAUUGCUCCUACCAGCCGCCUCGCCACCCCGGUAACAAAGCGAACAACACCCAUGAUUGACGGCGCGACUCCUUCGCGGCCUCCAGUCCUUCCUUCUCCCCGUCACUUCCACCAAACGCCUAGUAAUAGUGAUCUUCGUCAUGAUCCACUACAUCUACCGACUACCCCCGGAUCGCAGCCCCAUACUCUUGCCCGCACUACGUUAAGGGUACCAAUGACGGCUCAUCGUCUUACCACUGCCGUACCGCUCAGACAACGACGUUCACCUUUUAGAGAAGGAAGACGUUUCAUUCCUUUAAAUGAUUCAGACGAUUCAGACGAAUAGUAUGUGGGUGGGAAGAAAGGGCGUCUGGCUCCCCGUCAAUUCUGCAGAGAUCAUACGUAGAAUGCUAAUAGUAAUGCUUCUUUUCUGUUUCAUUCCUAUCAUGCUUUAUUUUUGUAAUCAC